AUGCCUCUUACGAGUUCAGAGUCAACAACUAUCACGCUCCCAGAGGAUUCUAUCACACCACACAAUAUUGAGUCACCGUCGCGUCGCUUGAAGUGCAGGUGGCAAAGGAGGAGGCAGUCGAUUUAUAUAAGCAAUGAGGAGAAUGGAAACCAUUGCGGACGGCCUGUACAUAUCAGAGGGAAGCAAUUCCGGUUGGCUUUAGAAGCUGCAAUUGCACCAGAUGACCAUGAAAGGUUACGGUUUUAUCUCGUGGCAAAGGGCGGAUUCAUGCAUAUUUUUGCAAAGAAUUUCUGUGGCGGGAAUGGGAUUGUUGGAGCUCAGGUUCCAGUAGGGGCGGGAAUAGCUUUUACGCAAAAAUACUUAAAUGGCAACCUUUGCAUUAUUAUUAUAUGGCGAUGUAUAUGUAUGCGAGAACAACCUUAUGGAAUGGAUACAUCUGCAAGUCGAAGCUCAGCUAAUGCUAAAUACCACACGCGAUGCGAAUACAUACUGGGAUUACAAAUAAACGACAUGGACGUUUUCGCAGUACGCCAAGCCUGUAAAUUUGCUAAAGACUGGGUGACUUCCGAAAAGGGUCCCUUGAUCCUUGAAAUAGUAACCUAUCGCUACGGUGGUCAUUAA
This is a messenger RNA of Paraglomus brasilianum, 621 nucleotides long. The record is from the annotation of a GenBank genome assembly. NCBI's taxonomy places the organism in Eukaryota, Fungi, Glomeromycota, Glomeromycetes, Paraglomerales, Paraglomeraceae.